Molecule: messenger RNA, 2375 nt
Organism: Sycon ciliatum
Lineage: Eukaryota; Metazoa; Porifera; Calcarea; Leucosolenida; Sycettidae
Product: NSFL1 cofactor p47-like
Exons: 11
Coding region: 239-1459 (406 amino acids)
Biological process (GO): autophagosome assembly; proteasome-mediated ubiquitin-dependent protein catabolic process; membrane fusion
Cellular component (GO): nucleus; cytosol
Molecular function (GO): ubiquitin binding
Source: RefSeq, a predicted model, not a curated record
UCUAGUCGAAGCUCGAAUCAUUCGAAUGAAACGAAAAUUCAAGAAGCAUUUUCAUCUUCGGCUACUUCAUUGACACUGUUGAACUAAGGAAACAGUAGGUAAGCUCGAAGAAAUUGCUGAAGAUCGUGGAUGGAAUCCUAAUAUUCGCCCUCCACCUGCUGUUGGCUGACCUACGCUCAGUACAUUUCGAAAACAAUAUUAUUGUGAAACCUGAGUAUAAGAAUUCCCCACUACCGGUAUGUCUGAGCUGGACCACCAACAAGAUCUGGGAGAGUUCGCGCAAGUAACUGGCCUGGACCUUGAGCGAGCGCAGUUUUACUUGGAAGCUGCCAACUGGGACGUGCAGGUUGCUCUCAGCUCCUACUAUGAGGACAAUGACGAGGACUCUUCCAUCUCUGCCAUAGACGCGGGAGUCACGCCGGCGCGACAGUCAGCACCACCAGAGCAUCCACCCCCAGGUGCCGCCGCCUCAGGAACAGACCAACCGAAGUCUCGCUCUGGUGGUGCAGGCCGUAGUGGAAGUAACAUUGCCACCAUGGCUAGCUUUCAGGGACAGGAGUCCAGUGUGGACCCUGACCAGGGUCAGGAGUUCUUUGCAGGCGGCAGCGAGCACAGUGGACAAGUGAUUAGUGGACCUCCGAAGAAAAAGCGUGUGGAUGCGGCUGGCUUAGCGGAAAGUGUAAUGAAGUCUGCGCAAGAGCAUGGUGCUGAAACGGUUGAUAAUCAAGAGAGUAAGCAGAAGGACACAUCAUCUGCGUUUACUGGCUCUGGGUAUCGUCUAGGGGAAACACCAGAGGAGAGUCAGAUGGUCGUAAAAGCUGAGGCAGCAGCAGCCAAAGAAUCGGUGUCGGUCACGAUCACAUUUUGGAAUAAUGGAUUUUCAGUGGAUGAUGGCGACCGGCGUGAUGGCUCCACCGAGGAGGACAAGCGUUUCUUGAAGGACAUUUCAGAAGGGGUUAUCCCCGGCGAACUCAGGCGCGUUUACAAUCAGUCGGAGAUUUCUGUGACCAUGUCGAGGAAGGACUCCGACUACGUUCCGCCGAAGAAGAAGACCAAGGCGUUCACCGGGUCGGGCAACCGUCUGGGCAGUCCAACGCCUGGUGUCAUCGGUGGCGCAGCAUCAAGUACUGGCGCAACUUCUCACUCGGCAGCUGCCACAGCCAUGCCAGCAGCAGCAGCAACGGUGGCAGCAUCUGCACCCAUUGUAGAACUCGACACAGGCAAGCCAUUAACAACGUUACAGAUCCGCCUGUCCGAUGGAACAAGGCUAGUUGGUAAAUUCAACACAACGAAUACCAUCACGGCUAUCCGCAGUUUCAUCAACGCGUCCAGACCGGGGAUGGCUCACCAAGAAUAUUACCUGAUGACCUCGUUUCCCAGCAAGGAGCUGUCCGACGAGUCACUGAGUCUGGAAGCUGCUAACUUGCUUAAUGCCGUCGUCAUGCAGAGAAUGCGAUAGGGUGGUCACUGGCCUCUCCUUUCUCUCCCUCUGCUCUGUCUUCAUUCCCUUGUGCGCUUCAAGUCACCUGAACCAGUCUUGUGAGCGUCUUCAAGCCUUUCGCUGUUCAAACGUAGCAAGUAGCACUAUGUUCAGCUCAUUCUCUGUGUGGCUGUUUAUGGGGGUUGUGCGACGACAUCAUCAUGAUGUAAUCUCAUAAAGAUUCGUCAUAGUUAUAAUGUCCCUUGUAUUGAGUUUCGGAACCAAUGUAGCGUGGUGCCACUCCAUACGAAUCACCCCGGACGACGAUGUCAUUCGCAUCACCUCUAUACCGCCAGUGCACAAGUGUGAUCACAUGGCAUGUCUGUGACUGGACGCUAGCUUACCAACGACGGCAUCAUCAGCGUUGGUGGUAAUUAUGCUCUCACGACUGGGUGUUUAAUCGCGUUCUCAACGCACGUCUGGCAUUUCCAGCAAUGCAACUGCCCACGUGCAACUGUGUACAAAAGAAGAAAAAAACGCUGUCUCACUCUCACACCCACCCUUACUCUCCGACUUACUGUGUACAAAUUCCCACACAGCCACGCAAAUGCACACCGCCUGUUUGUUUAGUUGCCGUUUUAUCUCUAUUUUUAUUGCGCGUGUACCUCCGUGUGUAUACUGUGUCGGGACCAAGACCGAACGUGGUGCGCACAUGCAUUCCUCAAACUCAAAGUUUUCUUUAUCUUCUAUCCUGCUGGGUUGCAUUUCCGUUUUCCUUUUUUUGGCUUUUCCAGUACGUUGUGUUGACCCGGAUCUCACAUACGUUCUGUUACUUUGAAUGUUGCUUUGUAGCCAUACGACUCUCAAGGACAGGUCCAUUCUGUCUAUCGCUCUGUCAAAAGUGAGCAUUGAGCUCUCACAUUCCCUUUGCUGUAAAGUACUUUGAAGUAACCCA